AUGACUAAUCGGGUUGAGUCUGCUCAUUGGAAGUUAAAGCAAAUGUUGGGGAACAGUAAUGGUGACAUGAUCAAAUGUUGGGAGGCUAUGAAUGACAACUUAAAGUUACAACUACGCAAUAUUAGAGCUUCUUUUCAAAAGAGUUUUUAUGAAGUUGAGCACGCCCACGUAAGUCCAUUUUACAAUAAUUUACGUGGUUCAGUGUCUCGAGAUGUAUUGAGACGUAUUUUUGAAGAGUUAAAACGAGUUGAUUAUGUUGGAACUAACAAGGAAAUAUGUCGUUGUACUCUUAGAACAACCUACAGAUUACCUUGUGCUUGUGAGUUGACAGGAUAUAGAAUUGAUGGUAUACCGAUACCAAUAGAUGUUGUGCAUGUUCAUUGGAGAAAACUAAGUAUGGAAGUUAAGUUGGACGAAGACGUAGAUGAUGGAUCAGAUUUGGAUAUGAGUAGUGCAAUAGAUGAGUUAUGGAAAAGGUUUAAGUCACUGGAUGUUGUUGGGAAAAGGGCAUUAAAAAGUAGGGUUUUUGAACUUGCCUUCCCCACAAUGACUUCUAUGUGUCCACCACCUGAGAAAAUAAAAACUAAAGGGGGAGUCAAGAAGAAAGGAAAAAAACUAGUAGGGUAUGAUGUUUAUAGAGACCCUUCGUAUCAUGAGUAUGUUGAUCAAGCAUCUCAAUCUUCACAGAGGCAAUCUCAACCAUCACAGACUUCGAAGAAGUUGAAAUUAUCAAAGUCUUCACAAAAGAAAUCUCAACCAUCACAGGCUUCGAAGAAGUUGAAAUUAUCACAAUCUUCAUAG
Molecule: messenger RNA, 801 nt
Organism: Lathyrus sativus (Indian pea)
Lineage: Eukaryota; Viridiplantae; Streptophyta; Magnoliopsida; Fabales; Fabaceae
Source: the annotation of a GenBank genome assembly